Messenger RNA from Acaulospora colombiana, 831 nucleotides. The record is from the annotation of a GenBank genome assembly. Lineage: Eukaryota; Fungi; Glomeromycota; Glomeromycetes; Diversisporales; Acaulosporaceae.
AUGGAUGUUGAAGCUCCUCAGAACGGAAGAAAGCGGCGCCGGUCUGCUGAAUCCAAACAGGCAGGUACGCGCACUAUCUCCGACGCGACAGGAUGUAGUCUUGAGAUUCCAUCUCACACCAAAACAGCACUAGCUAACAUUGUAACGUCAAAUACGAGCAAAAGAGCAUUUGCAGUCUUCGAUGAUGCUGACCAUGUAGAUGAGGGCGAACUGGAUAUGCCGCGAAAGAAGGCACGCAGAAGCUCCACCGUUCUCCAGGAAGUUUCUCCACGUAUUCUCAACACGGGGGGGACUCAGGGGAACCAGCUCCCUCAGAGCACCCGUGCUAUGCUUUUAUCAUCGUUAAAUGAUGGUUUGAUGUCUCCGCUUCCUCAGCCACCCAAUCGCUCGUUGCCUAAAGCUCGCAAUGACGAGAAUCGACCCGUUUCGACUCUUUUAGGUUCUCCGUUUCGGCCCACUCUGACAAAAUCAAGACAAUCUAGUCACUCGAAUCGCCUGAAACGAGGACUCUUACACCAUCCUUCAGACGGUGCCAUCCCUCGCUACCCCAUCUUCAAGCGAGAUCAACACAGAAGGCCUUCUGAUAUAUAUGUGCGCGUUCGUCGGGAUUCUUCUCUUUCUUAUAAGAAGCACCUGUCUCCACCUAAGAAGCCUGGACUCAAACGCGACGAUUCCUUGUGGGCCAAUUUGCAGCAAAGUACAUUCAAGACUCCACCAAAACGUCAAGAAUCACUUGAUUCUCUAUUAAUUGCUAGUUCUGAUGCUACUAUACUUCCGAUUCCACACGAGCCAAUUCACUUGGACACGCCUCCCAAUGAAACUGACCAACUC